AUGGACCCUCUUCAGCCUGGCGGAGACAUCGUGGUGGCCAACGUCCACCUACCUUUCGACAAUAAGGACCUGGCGACGGGGACAUGGACAGUCAAGUGCCACGAUGGCCGGGUCUCGCGAGUAUCGCCCUUUCACCUCGAUGAUACUCGAUCCGCAGAAUCGUCUAAAUCAGAGAAAUUAGAAGGCCGUUCUAUCAUCGAUGGCAAUGGAGGCCUCCUGCUCCCCUUGUUCUGUCAUUCACAUAUCCACCUCGACAAAUGCUUUAUUCUAGAUCGAUGUGGCGACCUGGUCAAAGGUGAUUUUAAGGAAGCCAUGCGGGUGACGAAAGUCGCUAAGGCGGGCUUUUCCAAGCAGCCAGAUGACCUCUACAGCCGAGGAGCACGAAUAAUUAGAGAAAGCGUCGAGCAUGGUGUAACGUCCAUGCGAGCGCACGUUGAAGUUGACAAUUCGGUUGGAUUUACGUGUCUAGAGGUAGCCCAAAGGCUGAAGAAGGAUUACCUUGGCCUUUGUGACGUUCAAAUUGCGAUAUUCGCCCAAGAGCCGCUCUUCGAUUCAGUAGAUGACGAACAGCCUGGAGAAAAUUUCAUUCUUCUCAAAGACGCCGCCACGCGCCACAGCGUAAGCGUUAUCGGGUCGGCCCCGUACGUCGAACCAAGCCACGAACAGGCAAAGGCGAACAUCAAACUCGUCUUCGACAUCGCGGAUGACCGACGCGUAGAUCGGAUUGACUUCCACCUCGACUACAACCUCCACGCGAACUCCGAGCCUCUCAUUUAUGAAGUCAUUUCCGAAGUGAAGAGGCGGUACGAAACUGGCAAGCCCGAUUCCGACGACAAUAACGGCAGCUCUGAAAAUUUCGGUCCAAACCCAAGUUUCGGCAAACGUUCUUGCCCGCGCAUCACAGUUGGGCAUGCGACUCGGCUUCAGCUCUUCUCUGCAGAACAGUGGCGCGAGCUAGCAGAGGCCAUUCAUGGAUUGCCUGUCACCUUCGUGGGCCUUCCACAGUCGGAUAUUUACAUGCAAGGAAAGGACUUUUUCAAUGGACCAUUAGGCGCGCCACGCGGAACGCUCCGUGUUCCCUAUCUUGCGAAGGAAUACGGUAUUGAGGUCGCCAUGUCCGUGAACAACGUCGAAAAUGCUUUUACCCCGCAGGGCUCGCUGGAUCCUCUCUCGUUGUGUACGUUUGGGGUGGCAAUCUUCCAGGCGGCGACCUUGGAAGAUAUUCGAAGCCUUGUGCGAUCCGUGACCCUGACCUCUAAGCGUGCGAUUGGGCCCCCAACGUCAACUUCCAUGGCCAGUCCACAGACGGAAGGGUCAUCAGAAAUUCCUGCAGACCUUGUCCCGCGUGUAGGGGACCCAGCCGACUUUGUCAUCCUCCGCGAACGCAAAUCGCUGCAGAGCGCAGUGCUCAACCCACCGUUCGACAGGAAGACGAUCAAGAGCGGCAGACUCGUCGCGGAGAGGUCCAGUACGAGGUGGAUCGCGCCCUGUCCUGACAUUCGACCCUCAUGA
This is a messenger RNA of Cyclocybe aegerita, 1512 nucleotides long. Lineage: Eukaryota; Fungi; Basidiomycota; Agaricomycetes; Agaricales; Hemipholiotaceae. The record is from the annotation of a GenBank genome assembly.